GUGACCAAUACACAGAGAGGAAAAUGGAGAUCAACGAGAACAAUUUCGAGCGAUUGGGCAACUACCUACAGCAAACACUGAAUCCGGAUCCGGAAGUGCGCCGUCCAGCUGAACGGUUCAUCGAGAGCAUUGAGGUGAGUCAGAACUAUCCGUUGCUCUGUUUGCAUCUGAUCGACCGGCCCCAAGCGGACAUGACGAUCCGUGUGGCGGCCGCAAUCGCCUUCAAGAACUUCGUCAAGCGCAACUGGGGCUUCCAUCUGGACAAUGACGGUCCCAACAAGGUGAGCGAAUCGGACCGCAGCGGGAUCAAGAGCUUGAUCGUACCGAUGAUGCUCAAAUCACCGGCCGCGAUACAGAAGCAGCUGAGCGAUGCCGUCAGCAUUAUCGGCAAGUACGACUUUCCGACCAAAUGGCCCGAGCUGAUGGACGAGAUGAUUGAGAAGUUUGCCACGGGCGAUUUUCACAUCAUCAACGGUGUGCUGCAGACGGCUCACUCACUGUUCAAGCGCUACCGGUACGAGUUUAAGUCACAGGAACUGUGGGAAGAGAUCAAGUACGUGUUGGACAAGAUGGCCAAACCACUGACCGAGCUGCUGCAGGCAACGCUCGGUUUGGCGGAAGCACACGCCACCAACAAGGAAGCGCUCCAAGUCAUCUACAAUUCGCUCGUGCUCGUCUGCAAGGUGUUCUUUUCGCUCAACUCACAGGAUUUGCCCGAAUUUUUCGAAGAUAACAUGGAAACGUGGAUGAAAGCGUUUCACGGGCUGCUGACGGUGGACGUCCCCUGUCUGAAGACGGACGAUGAGGAGGAUGCCGGCGUUCUCGAGCAUUUACGGUCGCAAAUCUGUGAAAAUUUGUGCAUGUACGCGCUCAAGUAUGAUGAAGAGUUUGGCCCGUAUAUGCCACAGUUUGUAACUGCCGUCUGGGAGUUGCUGGUGAACACCCAUAUCCACACCAAGUACGAUUCGCUCGUUUCGAACGCUCUCCGGUUUUUAAGUACCGUUGCCGAACGGAGCCAUUACCGGCAUCUGUUCGAGGAUCCGAACGUGCUGGCCAGUAUCUGCGAGAAGGUCAUCAUCCCGAAUAUGGACUUCCGCGUAUCGGAUGAGGAACUGUUCGAGGACAACCCGGAGGAGUACAUACGGCGAGAUAUCGAAGGUUCGGAUGUGGAAACGCGUCGACGUGCUGCUUGUGAUCUGGUGAAAUCCCUACUACAGAAAUUCGAAGCAAAGAUUGUGGAAAUCUUUGGCCAGUAUCUGCAGGUCUUGCUGGCAAAGUAUGCGGAAAACCCGACCAACAACUGGAAAGCGAAAGAUACGGCCAUCUAUCUGGUUACCUCGAUGGCAUCGAAAGGGCAAACGCAGAAACUUGGCGUGACGCAAACAUCCGAGCUGGUCCCAUUGCCACAGUUCACCCAACAGCAGAUCAUUCCUGAGCUCGAGCGUGCCGAUGUGAAUCAGCUGCCAGUACUGAAAGCGGACGCAUUAAAGUUCAUCAUGACGUUCCGUACGAUUUUGGGACCACAAAUCAUUGUCGCAACGAUGCCACUGGUGGCGAAGCAUCUUGGUGCGGCCAGCGUGGUGGUGCAUACGUACGCUGCCUGUACAAUUGAUAAAAUUCUUACGAUGCGCGGCCCGGACAAGCAACCUAUCGUGACGAAGGAAAUCCUUUCUCCGCUCAGUGCGGAACUGAUUGCCGGUCUGUUUGCGGCGAUUACUGUGCAAGGGUCGAACGAGAACGAGUACAUCAUGAAGUGCAUUAUGCGUGUGCUGAACACGCUGCAGGAAGCGUCGUUACCGUUCAUGAUCGUGGUAUUGCCGCGGCUGACCGACAUUCUAUCGACCGUUGCGAAGAACCCAUCGAAACCACACUUUAAUCACUAUCUGUUCGAGACGCUUUCGCUCUCUGUCAAACUCGUUUGCAAAGCGGACCCCAAUGCAGUGAGCUCGUUCGAGGAAGCCCUGUUUCCCGUUUUCCAAGGCAUAUUGCAGCAGGACGUGCUGGAAUUCAUGCCUUACGUGUUUCAGAUGUUGUCACUGUUUUUGGAAAUACGCGAGGGUAAAAGCAACAUUCCGGAGACGUACCUUGCACUGUUCCCUUGCCUGCUGACGCCAGCCCUCUGGGAUCGUCCCGGAAACGUUACUCCGCUGAUUCGAUUGCUGUGUGCGUUUGUACGGCAAGCUUCGGCACAGAUUUCGGCCGACGACAAACUGAACGGGGUGCUGGGCGUGUUUCAGAAGAUGAUUGCCUCGAAGAAUAACGAUCACGAAGGGUUCUAUCUGUUGCAAAACUUGCUUCUGUACUAUCCACCUGAGGAGCUUGGCCGAAGUAUGCGUCAGAUAUUCUCCCUACUGUUUCAACGGCUUAGUUCCUCCAAAACGACCAAGUUUGUGCGCAGCUUUAUCGUUUUUCUCUGCCUUUACUCAGCACGCGUAGGUCCGCAGGCACUGAUCCAGAUGAUCGAAAGCAUUCAAGCACAAAUGUUUGGCAUGGUGCUGGAACGCGUGUUCAUUCCAGAUAUAAACAAAGUGUCCGGCGAGCUCGAGCAGAAGAUCGUUUCCGUCGGCAUUACGAAGCUGUUGUGCGAAUGUCCGGAAAUGUUAGCCGAACCGUACGUCAUGUACUGGCCAAAACUGUUGCAGACGGUGGUACAGAUCUUUGAGCUACCGCCGGACGAGUCGGCCAUUGACGGUGAUAAUUUUAUCGAGAUUGAAGACGUGCCCGGCUAUCAGGCCGCUUACUCGCAGCUAAACUUUGCCCAAUCGAAACCGGUCGAUCCGCUACAGGAUGUGGGCAAUGUGCGCCAAUAUCUGGUACAGAACAUUGGCAAUCUGGCGCAAUCUAACGCCGGUAAGGUGGGUACACUGAUUGCUGCAUUACCGGUGGACCAUCAGGAAGCGCUACAAAAGUACUGUGCGCAGAGUGGUGUCCAGAUCGCUUAGAAGAGGAGGAAGAGAGAGAGAGUG
This is a messenger RNA of Anopheles maculipalpis, 2966 nucleotides long. It is a transcript of the gene Cse1, whose product is annotated as exportin-2. The record is from RefSeq and is a predicted model, not a curated record. Bases 24 to 2942 code for a protein of 972 amino acids. Gene Ontology annotation, molecular function: small GTPase binding; nuclear export signal receptor activity. The transcript has 7 exons. Lineage: Eukaryota; Metazoa; Arthropoda; Insecta; Diptera; Culicidae. Gene Ontology annotation, biological process: protein export from nucleus; protein import into nucleus. Gene Ontology annotation, cellular component: cytosol; nuclear envelope.